Molecule: messenger RNA, 1611 nt
Organism: Sinocyclocheilus anshuiensis
Lineage: Eukaryota; Metazoa; Chordata; Actinopteri; Cypriniformes; Cyprinidae
Product: GTPase IMAP family member 7-like
Exons: 2
Coding region: 1-1365 (454 amino acids)
Molecular function (GO): GTP binding
Source: RefSeq, a predicted model, not a curated record
AUGUCCAACGAAGGAGCAGAUGUUCAGAGCAGAAACUCAAAACCGAGGAAGAGACCCGCUCAGAGCUCUCUAUCGGGUUCUGGUUCCAGCGAUCCGCUCGCAGUGAAUCCAGUGCCAGAUGAACUGCGUCUGGUUCUGCUGGGAAGAACCGGUGCGGGGAAAAGUGCAACGGGAAACACCAUCCUGGGAGAAGAUCGAUUUGAUGCUGAAGUGAGCAUGAGUUCAGUCACUAAAGAGUGCAGGAGAGAACGUGGAACAGUGGAAGGACGAAAGCUCGUUCUUGUGGACACACCUGGGCUUUUUGACACCGAUCUGACAACUGAAGAACUGCGACAGGAGGUAAUACAUUGCCUGGCCUUGAGUUCUCCUGGUCCUCAUGCAUUUCUGCUCAUCAUACCGAUAGAUCGAUAUACAGAGGAGCAGCAGCGCACCGUAGAAAUGAUUCUGGAGAUGUUUUGUGAGGACAUCAGCCAUCACAGCAUCCUGAUAUUCUCACACGCCGACAGACUCAGAGGAGAAUCCAUUAGAGAGUUUAUUUCAAGACAAAAUCCAAAAGUUCAAGACCUCGUGGAGAGAUUUGAGAGGCGUUUCAUGGCCUUUGACAACACAAACCUUACAAACCGAGAACAAGUGAGUCGACUCCUGCAGAAAGUGGAUAAACUGCUGGCUGUGAAUGAGAACCGUCACUUCACUAAUGUAGUCACAGAGGCCAUGCAGAAAGCCCAGAAGAUAAUAGAAGAGAGAAUGCAAGCAGAAACGGCUGAAAGAACGAGGAAAAUAAAGCAGGAGGUCAAGAAAAUGGCUGAUGCUCGUUGGCGUGCGUUCACUUCUUACAUGAAUGAAGAGAAGCAAGAAACUGAACGAAGAAGGAAACGCAUUCAAGUCAGGAUUGAUCAGAUUAACACGGACAUAUUGAAAGAAGAUCAGAACGUGGAGCCGAUCCCAGCAAGACUGAGACGGUUCACAGAGUCUCUGCAGACGGAGCUGGAGAACAUGAGACGACUGGAGGAAAGAGAGAUGGAGGAGGAGAGAGAGAGAAAGAAGAGAGAAGAGAAAGAACAGAAGGACCUGGACAUCUGGAUCCAAGAAGAGGAGCAGAGGAGGCUGAGCGAAGGAGGACCGAAGAAUCUACUUUCUCCAGAUCAUAUUAAAAUGCUGACUUUGCUUUCCAUGUUUUUGCUGGGCGUUGGGGCAUCAUUUGCACCCGCUCUCUUACCAUUCCUGUUCCCUGCAGCUCCGGCGGUGGAAGCCGGGUUGGCAUCGUCGAUUUUGUCCAAAUUGUUAGCUGCAGAAGGAUGGGGUUUCGUUUGGGUGGUUGCUGGAGUCGCCAAAGCCGCAGUGUUGACCCGCUGCUCCAUCCAGUGACCCGUCCAUCAUUUAUAUAGCCCCAUUAACAACAGCAGCAGCUGACCAAUGUGCUUUACAACAGCAGAUAAAACUGAUUAAAAAAAAAAAUCACAGCUAAAAACAAAUUAUAUCAGCAUUAUAUCAGCAAAAUGAAAUUUACUGUGUGAGAAAAAUUCAAGUUUACAGAGUUUUAGUAUCAGUGCUACAUUAAACUACUAUAUAUAGACCUGGUUUCACAGACAGGGCUUAGACUAAGCCAGGAUU